AUAUUUUCUGCGUGCCGCUUAUUUCGAAAAGAGAAUUAUCGCAAAAUGUUUUAUUUUAUUGGUUUGGGCUUAGGAGAUGCAGAAGACAUUACUGUCAAAGGAUUACGAAUAGUCAAAGCUGCAAAGAGAGUAUAUUUAGAAUCGUAUACAUCGAUUAUUACAGGAGGGAAAGAAAAACUCGAAGAAUUUUAUGGCCGUGAAAUAAUAUUAGCUGAUAGAGAGAUGGUUGAGCAAAAUUCGGACGAGAUAUUAAAAGAUGCAGAUAAAGAGGACGUUGCUCUUUUAGUUGUAGGGGACCCUUUUGGAGCGACGACGCAUACUGAUUUUAUCUUGAGAGCCAAAGAAUUAAACAUAGAAUACACAACUAUUCACAAUGCAUCAAUCAUGAACGCAGUUGGUUGUUGCGGAUUACAACUCUAUCAUUUUGGUCAGACCGUGUCAAUAGUUUUUUGGACGGAAACGUCAAAACCUGACAGCUUCUACGACAAAAUAGCAGUCAAUAGAAAAAAUGGUUUCCACACCUUGUGUUUAUUAGACAUUAAAGUAAAAGAGCAAACCAUAGAAAAUCUUAUGAGAGGAAGAAAAAUAUACGAACCACCUCGAUAUAUGCCUUGCUCACUAGCUGCCGAACAACUUUUAGAAAUUAUAGAAAAUAAGAAAGAAGAUGGCGAAACAGACUUAGCUUUUAAUGAGGAUACAAUAUGCGUCGGUUUAGGUCGAGUUGGCUGCGCGAACCAAAAAAUAGUUGCAGCAAAAUUAAAAGAAUUUCCAUGUAUAGAUAUGGGCGAGCCAUUACAUUCGUUUAUAAUAACUGGAAAUAUGCACUUAAUGGAAAUAGAUAUGCUAAAAAUGUUUGCUCUUGAACCAACAACAAUAAAAUAA
Messenger RNA from Dimorphilus gyrociliatus, 882 nucleotides. Lineage: Eukaryota; Metazoa; Annelida; Polychaeta; Dinophilidae. The record is from the annotation of a GenBank genome assembly.